Messenger RNA from Topomyia yanbarensis, 980 nucleotides. RefSeq names its product rhodanese domain-containing protein CG4456-like. Bases 244 to 837 code for a protein of 197 amino acids. The transcript has 4 exons. Gene Ontology annotation, molecular function: thiosulfate-cyanide sulfurtransferase activity. The record is from RefSeq and is a predicted model, not a curated record. Gene Ontology annotation, cellular component: mitochondrion. Lineage: Eukaryota; Metazoa; Arthropoda; Insecta; Diptera; Culicidae.
CGGUUCGGUGCGCUUACACGCUCAAUUGACUCGUCGGGAUCGGACGAAUCCGCAUACAGACACCGUAUUUCAGUACAACAAAUUGCAUAACUUUUGCGCCUUACUUAGCCACAUCUACUUAGCACAAUACAGAUCGGAGUGGCUCUGGUCAAGCAGACAAAAAUAUAUAUCUCAUCGAUACACUAAUUUCGGCUAUUAGUCAACCAACAGUAGUACCACAGUCUUUAAAACGCAAUAGUUAAAAUGAACACCGGCAGAAUAUGGUUCCUAGUGCAGCGAUUGGAGCAGGUAGGGGCGAGAACCCUGCGGCAAAAUGUGACCAAAGUGAAUAACAAGUGCAGUGCAAAAGUGAACCAAUUUUCCACGAUAGCCUGCUUUGGUGGACAGGGAUUUGGAAAAACGCAAAUUACUCCAGCCUCGGCAACCGGUUUCCGCUACUGUACGGCCAACAGUACGGUCAAUAAGUUCGACAAGAACUUCAUCGACCCUAGUCUGGUGGCUACCUAUGACGAUAUUAUUAAUCUACCGGAAAACCCUGGAACCCUACUGAUCGACGUUCGCGAACCCGAGGAACUCAUUGCCACCGGUGUGAUACCGACCAGCAUCAAUAUCCCACUGAAAGCGGUUAGCGCUGAACUGAAGCUAAGUCCGACCGCUUUCCAGGCCAAAUACGGCCGAAAGAAGCCGGCAGCGAACGAUCCCAUUAUCUUCACGUGUCGCUUGGGAGUGCGUGCUGGCGAAGCUGCCUUCGAAGCGGAACAGCUAGGAUUUAAGAAUGUGAAGAAUUAUGUCGGAUCGUGGACGGAAUACGCUGAAAACAGUAGCUUGCUGCAAUAGUUGCUAUAACAACACAUCGCUGCCAACUUGCAUUUAAUACAUCACUCUGUUACACGCAUGCUUUUCUGUACUUAUUAUAGAUGAUAACAUAUUUACUUCUCUAACGAAAACAAGCUCGGUGAAAUAUACAGGACCUCGAACAA